AUGUUCUCAAACGUGCUCGCCGCGUUCAGACCAACACCCGAGUCUGAGGGGACUCCGCAACGACCCCCGCGCUAUGUCGGUGAAGAUACUACCCCGACCAGCCACCGGGAGAUCCUCGGCUGGUACUCCUACGGUAUCGCGGCCGAGGUGUUCGCUGUCUGCGGUGUAGGAUCCUUUCUGCCCUUGACCCUCGAACAGCUUGCGCGAGAGCACGGUACUAUUCCAAAUAGCAAUCAGCCUUGCUGGGGCCCCGGGGCCCCAGAGAAACAAAAUGGUGGUGACCAAUGUGUGGUCGGGUUCUUGGGGCUGCAGAUCAAUACUGCCAGCUUUGCCAUGUAUACCUUCUCGCUGGCGGUACUUAUCCAGGCGUUGACAUUGAUCUCGUUCAGCGCCCUGGCCGACUAUGGGAACAACCGCAAAACGCUGCUCCUGUCUUUCGGUCUCAUCGGCUCGGUCGCCAGCAUGCUAUUCGUAUUCGUUGCACCUCCAGUCUUCAUCCUCGGCUCUGUUCUCGCCAUAAUCGGUGUUACCUGUCUUGGAUCCUCUUUCGUCGUACUUAACUCAUUCUUGCCUGUCCUUGUCGCGAACGAUCCAUCUAUUCAAGGCUCCAAACGUGGCGGCGGGGAGGAGCUGUCCAACCUGAAUCGAAACGAGGACACCUCCGAUUGGAAUGCAUGGGACGAUGACGAUAGCAUGGACGGGAUUCAGAAUGCGGACCACGAAACCGGAUCUCCUGAGGAUGGGCUGAAGAGCAAAGAAUCUCCAGAUUCAGCACCGGAGCUUCAGCGUUCUACCCAAAUUUCCUCAAAGGGGGUUGGUCUAGGUUACUGCGCGGCUGUUUUUGUUCAGAUCCUGAGCAUUCUGCUCCUCGUCUUGCUCAAAAAAACGUCGCUUUCGAAGAUUUCUGACACCCUUCCGACCCGCUUCGUGCUCCUGUUGGUCGGAAUCUGGUGGGGGGCUUUCACCUUCGUCUCGCGGCGCUGGUUGCGCUCUCGACCUGGCCCUCCCCUCGAUAACUCCAAGACUCCCGGCCUUCCAAAGUGGCGAGCGUGGCUGCGACUCGUGGGAUUUGCCUGGAAGUCGCUCUGGCAGACAGUGAAGGUGGCGGUGCAGCUCCGUGAAGUGCUGAUUUUCCUAGUCGCCUGGUUCCUCUUGUCGGAUGCCAUGGCUACUGUUUCCGGCACGGCCAUCUUGUUCGCUCGCACUGAGUUGAAACUUAGCACCAUCGCAGUCGGGGCUUUGAGUAUCACUGCGACUCUUAGUGGAAUGGCUGGCGCAUUUCUAUGGCCCCAUGUGUCUCGACGGUUCAAUCUGCAGCCAAACCAUACGAUCAUUGUCUGCAUUAUCCUGUUCGAGAUCAUCCCCCUUUACGGUAUGCUUGCCUACGUCCCGUUCAUUAAAAAAUGGGGUGUCUUGGGAUUGCAAAAGCCUUGGGAGAUUUUCCCUCUUGCUAUUGUCCAUGGUGUCGUUUCGGGCGGACUUUCAUCUUAUUGCCGCUCGUUCUUUGGCCUGUUGAUUCCACCUGGAAGCGAAGCCGCCUUCUACGCGCUGUACGCUGCUACAGAUAAGGGAAGUUCAUUCAUUGGCCCCGCUAUCGUAGGUGGUCUGAUUGACGCGACAGGCCAGGUGCGGUCGGGAUUCUUCUUCAUUGCGGUGCUGAUCGUGCUCCCGAUUCCUCUCGUGUGGAUUGUUAAUGCCGAAAAGGGUCGUCGUGAGGGGCUAGCCAUGGCCGAAAAACUAGACAUGUCACACAAGGGUGCGACUGACGAUGCCCAUGAGGCUGAAGGUCUUCUCGCCCAUGAAGCUUAG
Penicillium atrosanguineum is the source of this 1809-nucleotide messenger RNA. RefSeq lists its product as uncharacterized. Gene Ontology annotation, biological process: amino acid transmembrane export from vacuole. NCBI's taxonomy places the organism in Eukaryota, Fungi, Ascomycota, Eurotiomycetes, Eurotiales, Aspergillaceae. The coding region runs from base 1 to 1809 and encodes 602 amino acids. The record is from RefSeq and is a predicted model, not a curated record. The transcript is spliced from 3 exons.